This is a messenger RNA of Lonchura striata (white-rumped munia), 3078 nucleotides long. The record is from RefSeq and is a predicted model, not a curated record. Lineage: Eukaryota; Metazoa; Chordata; Aves; Passeriformes; Estrildidae.
UGACAGCCCCUUGUACUGCUCUGAAGGAGUGCUCCAAGCACACUGCUUUCCAGCCGUGACCCCUCCUCUUCUACUGUCUGCAAAGAUGUCGUGGCGUGUCCUGAAGAAACCCGCAGAAGAAAUGCUGGCCCGCUUCCCACUUGGCCGGGCCGGGCACUAAAGGUUCACUCCUGUGGAAUCCCAGGAAUCUUCUGCAUUCUUUUCCCCCUUCUUUCCAGUCCCCUAAUCUGAUAAACCGUGUGGGGAGAGGCAAGAGAGGGCGGGGGAGGAGUAUGUGACAUAACCUCUUAUUCUGGCAAAAUUGCGCGACAACCCCGCGGUACCUGCGGGGUUUUGGUGGCCGCCGCUGGGAGACUGAGGAAGAAGAAGGUCUGAAGAUCCACCAGGGCUAUAGGAGACCUGGCAGGGGAUGCACUCACCUCCCUUGUGGAGAGGAAAGCCGAGCGCAGCCUGCAGCUCCUUGUUUUGCCGGCUCCACGGGAUGCACCUGGAGAAAAGGAUGCUCGGAGCCGGCUGCGCUGCUGCGGAGAACUUCUAAGUGCCUUUGAAAACAUCUCCCUACUACAGGAAAGAAGGGAAGAUCAUCAUAAUACAACUUGGGAUGGCUUCAACUUGGCAGAAAACUCAGGAAUUCUACAACUGGAUUCUUGAAAGUGGAGAUCCAAGGACAGAAUCGUGGCCACUGGUCUACUCCCCACUUCCAGUCACCCUGGUCUUCACCUCCUACCUCUUCAUGGUGGCACUGGGGCCAUCCUGCAUGCGGCGGCGGCGGCAGCUGGAGCUGCGGGCUCCGCUGCUCGCCUACAACCUGGCCAUGGUGGCAUUCUCCAGCUACAUGUUCUACGAGUUUCUGGUCACUUCAGUCUUGGCCAACUACAGCUACCUGUGCCAGCCAGUGGAUUACAGCCGGAGUGAGCUGGGAAUGAGGAUGGCAAGAGUGUGUUGGUGGUUCUUCUUCUCCAAAGUCAUUGAGCUGCUGGAUACGGUUUUCUUAAUUCUGCGCAAGAAACAAGAGCAGGUGACUUUUCUGCACGUGUACCAUCAUGGCUCUAUGCUCUUCAACUGGUGGUCAGGGGUCAAGUACGUGCCUGGAGGACAAGCCUUCUUUGUUGGGAUGCUGAACUCCUUUGUCCACAUCUUCAUGUACGGCUACUACGCCCUGGCCAGCCUGGGACCGCGGAUGCACCGGCACCUGUGGUGGAAGCGUUACCUGACCAUCCUGCAGCUGUGCCAGUUUGUGGCCAUCGCUGCUCAUUCUUCCUACAACCUCUUCACGGAGUGCCCGUUCCCUGAUGGCUUCAACACCGCAGUCUUCCUCUACAUCCUCAGCCUCCUGGCUCUCUUCCUACACUUCUACUAUCAGACCUAUGUCAGGGGAAAGCAGGAAAAGCAGACUUGAUGGAAAUCAAAGAGGACAGAGAGCACAGCCUGAUGAACAUGAGCAUUCUCUGCUGCUUGUGACGUGGUUUCAGGAAGAAAAUAUAUCUGGGGAGAGUGUGCGAGGCUCAUGACUUGUCUUCAAAUAUCCCUGGUGAGGGAGAAGAAAGAAUGAUGUAAACUCAGGGAUUAAGGAACUGAGGAGCACACUUAAUUAAGAUGAGGCCAAGCUAAGCCAAGUAAUUACCAGCAAAGCAGGCUCUGGGACAUUUGCAAGACAAAGUCCUUUUCCCUUCCAUCUUUAACUUGGUGUCCAAGGUCUAGCAGCCAGCUACAACUCCCUGCUUCAUUUCUUAGCAUCCACAGAAUUAUCUCAGCUUGGUGUUGUAGGUCAGGCAGGGUCAUGUGCCUCCAGCCUGGAAAUCAAUGUCCAGGUAGCAGCAGCAGCCAGGAAUCCAUAGGAACUGCAGGUGGGACCUGCAUCCCACCCUGUCCUGCUAAAGAAGCUCCUACUAGGCCUGGGGUUGUCCUGAAUGGUUUAACUUCUUAUCAGGAUAAGCAGCAAGGAAAUUAGACAUUAGGUUGUCUGGCUGGGCAGGUGUAUUCACUGUCCUGAAACUAAAGAAGGCAUUAUUAGCACUUUCAUGCUAACAAGAAACCAGUGAAGUAAGUCACCAUGUCCCAUUUUCUGGAAUGCUUAUUUCCCUUUGGUUGCUCUCAUACCAAUGGAACAUUUUAAUGCAUGAAGAUACUUCAUAUUGCUCCUUGUAGAUGUCAUAAUUGAAUUAGAAAGAACAGAUUGAUGUUCCCUACUCAUAAGUUUUUUUCUCCAUUUUGUUAUUAUUUUUAAUACUGUUAUUUUUAAAUGUUGCUUCUUGUCAAACAUAAAGAGUUUAACAACACCAUAAGCAACCACCUCCACUACCUAAUUGUAUAAGAAUUAAUACGAAAUGUAUAAAAUCAAUUCAUUGGGUAGCACAAAGCUGCAUAGCUCCAUUGAUUUUAAGACAUCACUAAUUGACUUUUUUUUUUCUCCUAAAUCAAUUACAACUAGAAUUUAGCACUUAUAUUCAUCUGCAGACUGUUAAAUACUGUUAAAAUUUUGAUGUGGUAGUACUUUUAAGAUCCUAAUUAAACUACCAAGUCGUAAUUACUGAUUGAACCCUGCUCAGCUGAUUAAAACUGGUACUACAGAGUAGUGGUAUUUUGUGAAACACAAAGGUGUUGAAGGAGAGGGUUGGAAUUAGUGAUGAUGCAUUGCCAUUGCCAAACCAAAUCCACCUCAAAUAUAAGGAAUUCCAACUCCAUUGGGAACGUCCAGAGGACUGGAGCUGGCCUGAACCUAGCAAAUGGAUCUACCCCAAAAGACCUGUGUGCCCUACAACAAUCUGGAGUCGAGUGGCUACAAAAAAAUAAAUUCAACUUGUUCCUCACUGCUCUGUGUUCAUACCCCAAUCCUUUCCUUCAGUCCCUCCACACACAUAUGGAAGAUAUAACAAUAUUCUGGCAUUCCUCACCCUCCUGCCCUUCACACACAGUCACAAAGGACUUGUUCACACUGUCACAAGGACACAUCGUAAAUGUCUUUUCUUUGAUUUGAGCAGUCUCUCUUCUGAUUGUCACUGCAUCUGUGCUAGUUGGUUUUCUUCAUGUCAACUACUUUUCCAUGCUAAUAAAUUAAUAAAUAGUGACACUUUGGCA